Molecule: messenger RNA, 675 nt
Organism: Lasiosphaeria miniovina
Lineage: Eukaryota; Fungi; Ascomycota; Sordariomycetes; Sordariales; Lasiosphaeriaceae
Exons: 5
Coding region: 1-675 (224 amino acids)
Biological process (GO): cell adhesion
Molecular function (GO): carbohydrate binding
Source: RefSeq, a predicted model, not a curated record
AUGGAAAAGAUACCGCCACUAGGUGUGGUGGAGAUACACACGGCCGCGACGGCCGCGACGGCCCAAGGGGACGACCCAUCUUCGUCUGCGCGCGCCGAAGACGUGUCGGAAGACGACUUCACCGUCUCCAUUGCGUCGGGCCCUACUUCGCGCAUGACAGGCCAGUGGGAUAUUGCUUCGGCGUGGGGGGCCAACGGCGGAAAAAAAUCGCCCUCGUCGCUCCUCAAAACAUCCACCACGAUCAAGUUCGACGAACGCUUCCCCGACUCGGCGGCGCCGCCGACCGUGCUGGCGUGGUUCUACAGGCUUAGCCUCGGCAAGGACGCGGCGUGGCGGGUCAAGACGACGCCCCGGACGCGAGCCCGUUCAAGUUCCGGCUGCACGGGGGGCACCAACAUCGCGGGCGGGUCGUUCUGCACCGACGACAUUCCCGGCCCCGAGAACGCUGGCGUCGUCGACUUCAGCGCCGCUGCGUACCGCGCCGCGCCGGCCGUCACGAUGGCCAUUAGCGGCCUCGAAUACGAGUGCGGCCGCAACCUGCGCCUGCGCGUCAGCCACUCGUCCCUCUCCAAGGACGCCAUGACGUGGCAUCUCGAUAGCUGGCUGGGUUCCGCCAUGAACACGGCGACCGGUGUCUAUGUGGCCGUUUGCCCGCCCGUCAUUGAUGAGAACUGA